AUGGGCGAUCUAAUGGUCAGUAAAUUGUAAUUUUUUUGUCGUAGAUUCCCUGGGAAUAAGGGCGUAAAAUUUAUCGAGGAAUUUAGUAAGGGGAUGAUUUUGAAAUUGCGGUCUGUUUACUGCGGGUUUUCUGAUUUAUGGGAUCUGAUGAAAGUUGAAGGUGGAACUUUUUCUGAAGGUGAAACUUGACGCAUUCCUCUCCCAAAUAAAAUCUUUUUUAUGUCAAGAAGUAUUUUGGCUUCCCUCAAAAUCCUGCAGUACUAUUCUGGUAUGACUCCCCUCCUCUCCCUCCACUUUUACAAUGGGGUGAUGAAGAAUGUGUUUUUGGCGCCCUCCUUAUCACACUCCACACUUGUUUUUAUUUUUUUUUUAUCUCUACUCUUACACUUUGAAUGUAAUAAGGUUAUCAAUUUUUCAGAAAAUGGCGGGUAUCUCACAAACGGCCUUAGUCUACAGCGGCAUGGUCGGGAUGGUGUACUUGGGGACGGAUGGCUUCCAGAAAAAUGCCCCGUUCGUGUUUACACUACCAGUUGUGGUGCUGGGAUUCAUCACACUCUCAACUCGAAUGCCGAUUAUGCGAAAGAUCUGCACGUCUGCUUCGUUUUUCUUGUUGGGUGAGUCGGGAGAAAACAAUGAGAAAUAGUGGACUUUAGAUCGGAGAAAAAAACGUUCAUGGCUGAACUAAAAGUAGAAUGAAAAACGGCAGUUGCCUGGGACGUUUUAUUCUUUGAUCGGAGAUUUAGAUGAGCUAAAGAUCAGUUUUGUUGAUGGCAUUCUGUAGAUUGUCGCUAAACGAAAGAUAGUGAAGAAAGAAAGAGUUGACUCGGGUGGGUCAAGUGUCUUCUUCACUAACCCUUUAUGAGACAGACUACUGUAAAAUACCAAAUACACGGUCUAUUGCGUUCAAAACUGUUUUUUAAUAGGAAGGACACACUUGACACAUUGAGUCAAGUCUUCCCCUCAAAGCCAAAACUUCUCAAAAUUUGAGCUCAUUUACGAUUUAUGACAAAAUCGGUCAAAAUUAUCUUCUAUUUUUUCAGCUUCUGCUCUCUACGAAUGGUCGAUGAGUCCCCGUCGCCUAGAAAUUAAUGCCUCCAUCAUCACAGCGUCUCAUAUUUUCUAUCUUCUCUCUUUUAUCGGAUGCGUAAAGCAAUGGUGGAAGUCCCUGGCCGUCCUCACAACUCUAUUUUCCAUUUGUUUUGCGUACAUUGUCUUCGCCGACCUUUUCCGAUCACUGCCCUGGGUUGUGUUGGCGUGCACAAUGUCCCAUUCAACCAUUGGUUUGAAUUUUGUGGCGGCCGGGUCCGUCUGGAAAAAGGGCAGCAAGGUGCCGUUCGCUGAGACGGUAAGGAGGGGUUUUGAGGGAUUGAGAGUCAAACUUAAGUUUAUUUUUGAGUCAAGUUCAAGCUUUAUUGAUUCACAAGGGAAGUUUUGAAAGUACUGGGAUUUUCGCUUUUUUCGCUUAUGCUAUUAAAGGGCAGCCUAGCUAUUGAUGACAAGAGAGUGGAUAAAAUGCGGAGGGUGGCCGGAGAGAAAAAGCUUAGUUCGCAUGUCCGCCAAUGCCCCGAGGAAAAAAGUAAUUUUUCGCAGAAAAGUUUUCCUUGGGUAAAAUCAAGGAAACCCUUAUUCGACAUUAGCUUUUAUUGACUCUCCAGAUUAGUUUCAAAGUAAAAAUUGAUGUCAACCCGUCCAACACAAUUAUUUCUUUUACAUUUUCAGGCAGCCUUCACUCGUUUCAUCGGCAUUUUCUUUGCCUACAUUUGCGACGUCGCUCUACUAUCCAACCAAUUUGCCCGCCACACUCCACAACUGGUGUUCUACCUGAACACAACCUACUAUUUGUCGCAGUAUAUGCUAUACUUUGCGAAUGAGCGAGCCUUCUAA
Molecule: messenger RNA, 1884 nt
Organism: Bursaphelenchus xylophilus (pine wood nematode)
Lineage: Eukaryota; Metazoa; Nematoda; Chromadorea; Rhabditida; Aphelenchoididae
Source: the annotation of a GenBank genome assembly